GUUUUGCCAGGUGGAUUCUGUGCCGCCCUGGACCGGCUGCUGCCCGUCGGCCCCUGGAGACCCAUCAGCACCUUCUUCAAGGCCUCGGACCUGCGGGUGGACUUGACCAAUGAGCCGAAGACCAAGCCGGAAGUGGGGCAGCUGCAGUUCGGGAAGCACUUCACCGACCACAUGCUGAUGGUGGAGUGGGACCGGGAGCGGGGCUGGGGCCAGCCCCACAUCAAACCCUUCCAGAACCUGAGCCUGCACCCGGCCUCCUCCGCCCUGCACUACGCUGUGGAG
This is a messenger RNA of Terrapene triunguis (Three-toed box turtle), 282 nucleotides long. RefSeq names its product branched-chain-amino-acid aminotransferase, mitochondrial-like. The annotation marks the transcript as partial. Gene Ontology annotation, biological process: L-leucine biosynthetic process; L-valine biosynthetic process. The transcript is spliced from 2 exons. The record is from RefSeq and is a predicted model, not a curated record. Gene Ontology annotation, molecular function: branched-chain-amino-acid:2-oxoglutarate transaminase activity. Gene Ontology annotation, cellular component: mitochondrion. Lineage: Eukaryota; Metazoa; Chordata; Testudines; Emydidae.